This is a messenger RNA of Moesziomyces antarcticus, 2484 nucleotides long. RefSeq lists its product as uncharacterized. NCBI's taxonomy places the organism in Eukaryota, Fungi, Basidiomycota, Ustilaginomycetes, Ustilaginales, Ustilaginaceae. The transcript has a single exon. The coding region runs from base 1 to 2484 and encodes 827 amino acids. Gene Ontology annotation, molecular function: ubiquitin protein ligase binding. Gene Ontology annotation, biological process: regulation of proteolysis; proteasome-mediated ubiquitin-dependent protein catabolic process. Gene Ontology annotation, cellular component: cytoplasm. The record is from RefSeq and is a predicted model, not a curated record.
AUGGCAACACCCUCCGAACAGUCAUCGGCAUCAGCCAACGCUGCUUCGUCUACAGACACUGCGGCGGCAGCGCCCACCGAGUCCACCCUCCCGACAAACACCCCAGCGGAUCCUGCAUCCACCUCGCCUCUGCCAUCCACAAGCUCGGUCGCCUCGGCAUCCAUGCUCCCUCGCAGCACCGCACUAGCAUCCACCGGCUCAGCAGCCAGCUCGGCAGCACCCGGCUCGGGCACCGCCACUCCCACCCCGCGUACACCCACCACCCAGACCGCAGUGUCGCCACGUCGCGCCUCGUCGAGCUUAGCCCACAACUCCGCGGGCGUCAUCGCCGCUCGCGAUUCUACCACCUCGGCACGUCGCAUCCGACAGCACUCCACAGCCUCCGCAAUGGCCUCCACCGAUGGCUCCAACGCCAUCCCUUCCAUGUUUGGCCACCCCUUCCGCGCCGAUAGCCCCGCUGGCUUCGUCGGGCCGCGUCCAUCCCACACCACCCGCAUUCAGCCGGCCUGGGUUCGCCCCGCAAGAUCGCAACCCUCAAAUCCUCGCGACCCUACCGCCUCAAACUCGAGCCCAAACGCUACCCACCUCAGCUGGUACUCGACCCCCAUUCACUCACACCCGCAUCAGCCCCAACCCUCUGCAUCCACCACCAACCCGUCCCAUCGCCGACCACACUCUCUCCACGACCCACCGGCUGCUCAGCAUCGUACCCCGCCAGCAGCAUUGAUUGCCGACACGCAGCCGACGUUUGAAGAGACGACUACGAUCUCGUUCACCUGGACCAUUCGCGACCUGCACCUCCUGCGCGAAGAGGUCGAGCACUCGCCGCCGCCCUCCGAAGGCGGUCGCUCCGUCAGUGCGGGUGCGGGCAAGAGCGAUAUUUGGACCAACCCGCCCGUGUUUGGCGAUGGAAAGUGGAAGCUCGAGCUGGUGCGCACCACUCGCAGUCUAGCAUCCAACGACGAGCAAGUAGACCACCCGCACGACACCGAUCCAUCCGCAUCCGUCGACAGCACAGACGCGACGUCUUCGCCCCCAACCGUCUCGGCGAGCAUCACCAUCCUCUCCGUCUACCUCACCGCGCUCGUGCUCGACUAUACGCAUGCCAACGUCGAGAUCCCCGCGAGCAUCAUGUUGGGUCUGCGGCCCGUGCGCGCUCCCGUCGGCCGGCGAAAUGCAGAAAACGGCGGCUGGUUGUGGCGUCGCUUCUACGACUACACCUUCCACAAGGACGCCGACCUGUUCACGUGCCACCAUCUGCCGAGCGUCUCGCAGAUGCUGCAGGAUGAACAGGUGGCGGGACAGGAUGCGAUUGCGCUUACGAUUCAGCUCGGGCUCGGACCGGGACAUGUGCGCGAGUUGGAAGGGCACUUGGGAGGUGGUGCGGUGGCGAGGGUGCCUGUCGAGGUGGAGGGACAUCAUCUCGUGCCCAGGGCGGUGCUGACGUCGUUGCGCGGGUUGAUGGAUGAUGCCAAUACGGGCGAUGUGCGUAUCAUCGUGCGCGAGAGGGGUGUCUUACUCCCCGGGGCCGAGAAGGAGGAAGCGCUUUCCGACGAUGAUGAUGAUGGCGGAUCGAAUCGGUCAGCUCGCAUCGUACCGUUUCCUAUUGGGUCGACGCAUCCGGCUCAAGCUCGGGCGGAGGAAAGCGACGAGCAGAUGUACGUGCGCGAUCGCGUGCUGUGGGCGCACGCGAGCGUUCUAAAAAGUCGAAGCGACUACUUCCGCACCAUGCUCGGCUCAGAGUUCAGCGAGGGUAUCAGCCACGCGUACGGCUCGGGUGCGGCGCGCAAGGUUCGUACGCUUCGCAUACCCGACGCCGACUUUGCGACGGUGUAUUGGUUUUUGCGAUACCUGUAUACGGACGAGGUGGAGUUUGCGCCGCACGAAGACGUGCGCAGUGCAGUGCUGGAUGACGAGUGGGCCAAACCCGCCGCCGUAGCUGGCGAGAGCGAGGGGGAUGUUUUGGUCGAGUGGACACCGGUUUCGCAGCUCGACGAGGAAUACGGGAUGGAGCUGGGGCAUGGACGCGAAGUGUCGGGGUCGUUUGUACAUACGGCGACGUCCGGGUCGGUUCGACGUCGCACCAGCUCCAAACCGACCUCACCCGUCAAGGAGGGGGAGGGGGAAGGAUGGGAUGUGCACUCGCAUCCGUGUAGUGCACCUGGGGCAGCGUCGGCGCUGGCGGUGUUUAGGCUGGCGCAUCGGUACGAGUUGCACUCGCUCUCGCGGCUAGCAGCAGUCCAUCUCGUCGACACGCUCACCCCACACUCGGCAUUCCCCACGCUGCUGGCGACGAGCAUGUACGCCGAGCUGCAUGCGCGCAUCAAGGCGUACGUCUACACGCACUGGCACACCGUCGCCGCCACGCACGAGUUCGAGACGUGCUGCGACCAAGUCAGCACGGGUGUCUGGGGCGCUGGUGCCGGUAAGACGAUCAGCGCUUUUGUAGCCAGUCUCGUCUCACCCCUCGCUCAGCGUGUCUAA